This is a messenger RNA of Porites evermanni, 1783 nucleotides long. NCBI's taxonomy places the organism in Eukaryota, Metazoa, Cnidaria, Anthozoa, Scleractinia, Poritidae. The record is from the annotation of a GenBank genome assembly.
AUGGCGUCUCCCGGUGGAAUCUUGACCCGUAUCAGAAGUUUUAUGCAACAGCCUACGAUGAAGAAAGCCGUGAAGACGAUUUUUCCGGAUCCAAUGGAUAAAUUUAAGUGGCAAGAUGUUCUGUGGGACUUCAGAAGCAAGGAAGCUCUUGAAGAAUGGACGCUGGUUACAGAUGAACAAUUUGGGGGCAAAUCUACAGCUGAAUUUGUGCAGAGUCCAGGCGGACGAGCUAUUUUUAAAGGACACAUUUCUACCGAACUACCGCCUGCUUCAGAUGUUAAGUACACCGGAAUGUGCUCUAUCAGAGCACAGCCAAAAUGGGUGAGCUAUGCAAGACUGUUCAAGACUGUUGACAGAACAAUCAGACCCCAUCCCCAACGCUUUGACAUUUAGUGAAUUACAGGUGGUAUAAUCCAGGUUUUGUUGAUGCCUGUUGUUGAAAGGGAAGAUUAUUUUGCCAUUACAACCUGGAAUGAUAAAAGCGAAUUUUGAUGCUAUGUACCUCUAAGACUACAUAUAAUGUAAUAAUAUCUAAUAUCUAAUAUAUAUAAUAUAAUAUAUAUUGUCCUAAUCCAUUCUCAUGUCAUAACUUGGGGGCUGAGUCAGUUUGUUAGGGAAGGGGGUGGGGGUCCAGUUAACAUUCUUUGGGGGGGCAUAGGAAAAAAGGGAGAAUCUCCAGAUUUUAGAUCUGUAGAGGAUGGCAUCUCUUCCCCCUGCACAAAGGUAUCACGGUUGUCUAAGCUUCUUCCUUAUUUGUCAGGAUUGGAUGGGAGAUGUGUUAACAAAUGACAUAGCGGAUUUUGAUGGUAUUCAAAUGAAGCUAAGAGGAGAUGGCAGAACCUAUGCAUUUAAUGUUCAAACACAGAGCAUCAGGGAGGAUGACGUACACCAGACCUUUAUCCACACAAGAGGAGGACCACUGUGGGAGAUAGUGCGGGUAAAUCACAAUCAGUUAUUACAUUGUAGACAGAUUUAGAAUCAUGUUGGCAAAAGGCAAUUUCUAUCAUACAACUGGGUUUUUUGUUUACAUUUCCUUUACUCUUUAUUAUAUCUUUACACAAAAUUAAUAAUAAGUUUUGUGACAGGUUCAUACAUAGCAAUUCUUCUGUUAAGUUUUUAUCUGCUUACUUCUAAUUUAAGAACUUGUCUACUUGAAUCUGGCAUUCAUUGUUUGCAGUAAAUAUGUAUGAUUCUACCAGUAAGUCAUUCUCUUACCAGCAAUAUUGAUAUGGUGAUAUUUAUUGAUGGCAGCAUCACUUUAGACUAAUAACUUUGUCCUCUUAACAUUUUUAAUAGAUUCCUUUCACGAAAUUUGUUCUCACAAAUGCUGGAUACUUACAAGAUCAUCAGAUGGAUUUUCCCAGAAUACGAACUGUUGGAUUCACUCUUGCAGAUUACAACACUGGACCAUUUCAUCUGGAAAUUGACUAUAUUAAGCUAGUUAUGUUCAUGUACCAGCCAAAGCACUUCAAGUAUCACCACAAACCAAAGGACUUUUGAUUUUAUACAGUCAGGCAAACAAUCUUCUUCUCUUUCCCUCCAUGGAGUCUAUUAAUAAUUAUUAACUCUUUUCGGUGCAAAGGUGGAGAAAAUAUUAUUGCAGAACAUAAAAAAGACAACAGUUAUGUUUUGACAAGAGCUUUCAAUGUGUCUUUCAAAAGUCACACAGUAGAGGUUCCUCCAGACAUCAAAACUUCUGACAAAUUUGUUUGUCAUGUAUUUAACAACCUCUAGAAAAGCAAACACUGUUUGAGGAAAGUGUUGCUCUGUAGCUUAUUAAAGC